AUGCGUCUCCGCAACUAUAGACUCCAAGUCUCGGUUAAGUUACCGAGGUCUAACUACACUCAUCCAUUCAGCACCUCACGAGCUUCUCACAACUACGAUGCUACGUUGAAAAACCUAAAAAUUGGACGACAUACACGAGUGAUAUUUCAAGGCUUUACAGGCAAACAAGCCACGGCCAACGCCAAAGAGUCCCUCGAAUGGGGUACCGACAUCGUAGGCGGCGUGACCCCCGGCCGUGAAGGCGAGCACUUGGGUCUCCCCGUUUUGCCCACCGUCCGCAAGGCGGUUGAGGUGCUAAAGCCAGAUGCCACGGGAAUCUAUGUUUCUGCGCACCAGGCGACUGCGGCCAUCGUGGAGGCUAUCGAGGCCGAGGUACCGCUUAUAGUUGCUGUGGCUGAGCAUAUUCCGUUGCACGACUUGCUCCGAGUAAUAAAUUUUUUUUCUUGUAUACAUGCUAUCCUGAAAACGCAGUCGGUUUCCAGGUUGAUCGGGGCCAACUCGCCUGGGAUCAUCUCGGCGGUUGGGAGGUGUAGGAUUGGGUUUCAACCGCUGCCAUGUUUUGAGCCUGGUAUAAUUGGCAUUGUGGCCAGAUCGGGUACUCUUAGCUAUGAAAGAGCUGCCGCGUCCACACUCAGAUCCGGCUUGGGCCAAAGCAUGUGUUUAGGCGUGGGCGGGGAUAUUGUCCCCGGCACAACCCUCACAGAUGGACUGAAGAUCCUCGCAGAAGAUGCAGACACCGAGGGCAUUGCGUUGGUGGGAGAAAUAGGAGGUAAUGCCGAGCUUGAAGCUGCCGAUUGGAUCAAGCAGUACCGGGCAACGACCAAGACUCCCAAUAUUUGGAGGCCGAUAGUUGCCCUCGUCGCCGGUGUCAAUGCCGUCCCAGGCCGGAUCAUGGGCCAUGCCGGCGCAUUUACUCUACCCGGAGAACCCACCGCACCAGCCAAGAUAGAGGCGUUGAAAUCAGCUGGAGCGACAAUCAUCAACCAUCCCUCAAGAUUCGGGUCAGUCCUCAAGACUAUGCUCGCCGGCGCAAUGCCCACAGGGGGUGGUAUUGCAUCCCCUCGCACUGCUUCACAAGGCCGAGGAAUGCACACCUUGGCCCGCCGCCCUAGAUCAACCAACAACACCACAACAGCCGCUUUUUCACCUCAGACCCAAAAGAGGAACAUCUCACUGACACAGACCACAACCCUCGACCUCCUCCGGGAACAUGGCAUCGCGAUCACUGACCCCGAAGCCCCCGCUUCAGGCCCCCAAAGGUUCCUAGCCAUCUCCAUCAACCGCUCAUCCCGCAGCCCCUGCAUAGUAGUCUCCACCACCAGCGACACCAGCACUUCUCAAGUCUUCGACUUCGACUACAAUAAAGGAGCAGCUGACCUGCCCCUAUCCUCCAUUGCUACCGCCCUCGGCCUUGAUAGCCUCUGCCUCCCAUCCAUAACCCACCUUCUCACCGAACUGACCACCCUCUUCGCCGAGAAAGAGGCCUACCUCCUUUCCACCCUACUCACCAUCAACAACCCAGCCCAACCCAUCAUCUCCAUCUCAUCCGCCCACCUCCACCUCGACGACGCGGCCCUCCACUCUAGCGGCCGGCAAUCCGAGAUCCACUCCCUGCGCAACCUCUCCCUCGAAGACCCAGCCGAGCUCUCGGUCGAAAAAUACGGAAUUGCAUACAUAAAACUCCCCGACCCCAACGCCAACAUUGGGACUUUAGUCAACGGUGCUGGCCUAGCCAUGAACACGGUGGACGCGCUUGCCGACGCCGGCGGCAAGGCAGCCAAUUUCCUCGAUACGGGGGGAAAGGCGACGAGUGAGACGGUCAAGAGGGCGUUUGAGGUUAUUUUGAGAGACUCUAGGGUGAAGUGCAUAUUCGUCAACAUCUUCGGUGGCCUAACCCUAGGCGACAUGAUCGCCCGCGGUAUCGUCAUGACCUUCGAGGACCUACACAUGAGCGUCCCCGUCGUGGUGCGCAUCCGAGGCACCAACGAGGAUGAAGGGCGGCGCAUCAUCGCCGAGAGCCGACUGCCGCUGUUUGCGUUUGAUGAUUUUGAUGAAGCAGCGGCGAAAGCUACUGAAUUGGCCAAUGGGGCGGCAUAG
Messenger RNA from Pseudomassariella vexata, 2097 nucleotides. RefSeq names its product CoA-ligase. Gene Ontology annotation, molecular function: succinate-CoA ligase (ADP-forming) activity; succinate-CoA ligase (GDP-forming) activity. The transcript has 7 exons. The record is from RefSeq and is a predicted model, not a curated record. Lineage: Eukaryota; Fungi; Ascomycota; Sordariomycetes; Amphisphaeriales; Pseudomassariaceae. Gene Ontology annotation, biological process: tricarboxylic acid cycle. Bases 1 to 2097 code for a protein of 698 amino acids. Gene Ontology annotation, cellular component: succinate-CoA ligase complex (ADP-forming); mitochondrion.